AUGCCCUGUAAGGCCUAUGACAUGGAGCCCAACCUUCCUGCGAACCCUGAAUAUUUCAUCGCUGCCCACUUGUCGUAUCCAGCAUGUUUAUUCACCUUCCUUGGAUACCUCAUUCACUUAUUGUUAAGCGUGGUUCAGUUCAUCGAUUUUCAAACUGUUAUUUGCUGUUCCAUGGUUUACAUUUAUUGCCGCUCUAAGCAACCACUUAUGAAAGAACAUGUCUCAUCCUUUUCUGUUGGAGCUGCUAAACGUCCGUUUUCCAAUAUGAGAAAUGUUUCGGUCUAUUUGCUUAAUUUUGUUGACCAUUUUUCUCACAACGAUGCUUCAAAACAGAUUCCUAUUUUCCAACCCCGAACAAGUUUUUUUUCACAAUGUUGUAAUUUCUUUCCAAAGGCUAUCAAAUCUUGCUGUUCCGUUUUUAUGUCACUGUCGAAUAAUCCUUAUAAAUUUCCAGCUGUCGAUAUGGAUAAGUCCCCAGUUGUCAUUUUAAAUUCGAUUGGUCCUGCUUUACAUUCGGUGCCUUUUAAUUCCCAAAUUCUCAAGGUUUCCUUAUUUUCAUCUGUAACGGACAAGAUUCAUGAACGCCUGCUUAAUCUUAUUGAUAAUUCUACUACCUUUUAUUCCUUGACUGAAUUUAAGAUUUGGUUACUCAAACAGCUGAAACCUUCCAAGAAGUUCAAGCCGUCAAAAGCUCAAUCUGAAGCUUAUUUUGUUAGACAAGUCAAUAUCUCCUUGGGCCAAGUAUUUAAUUCACCGGUCGCCCUCAAUUUCCAUGACGCUCAACUACAGCUAUUUAGAUGGGCUCAUUUGCCUUACUUACUGGGUGUUCAAGCUGCCAUGCUAUUACCACUUCUUCAGAAUUCAUUAUGGUCUUCUCAACCUUGGCUUUCUAAUGCCGCUAUUCAAAUAUUAAACAAAUUUCCUACUAUUGAUUUCCAUGAGUUGCUCUUUAAGUUAGGUCAGACUCCUUUGUGCGUGCCACAUGAUUUCCCUUGCAAUCCACGUCCCAAAUACUCCAUUUCUAAACAGAGUAGAGGAAGACGGAGAGAUUCAGGUAUCACUAAAUGUUCUAUUUCGGCCGACAAUGUAGCUACCUCACCUGGUCCUACUCCAGCUAAGAACUUUAAUGGGACGUAUAGGAGAUUGAUUGAUAAAAAUGAUAUUAUUCCUCAGAAUGAUAAUACUGUUCAAGUCAUUCCAACCAAAUCUAUUGCUAAUAAUGAUGCUAUUGUUGCACCCACUCCAUUUACACCUAUUAUUGAUAAGGAUUACAUUGGUGCACUUACAUCAUCUGCUAAUACUACCCAUAAGGAUUCUAUUGUGACUCUUCCUUCAGCUGAUAUUACUUUCCUAGCAAUUCCUACUUUAUCAGAGUGUAUUGUCGAAGGUACUUCCAAUGAUCCUGUCACUUCAUCUAUUAUUCCUAAUAGAUUCAAUUUUCCAACUAUUUUACAUGUUUCCCAAAAUUUCUCAGAGGUUGUUUCCAAGUUAUCGUCUGUUUUCUUUCUGAUUUGUCAUCUGUCCACAGACAAACUUGAACUCUUUCUUGAAAUUUCACACAUUUGUUUUUCCUCCAUUUUGAUUUUUCCUAUUUUUUGUUUCUCCUUCUUACAGGAUUUUCUCAAUACUCAUGUUGCUUCUGCCGCUGAUAUUGGUUUUCAAUCUAGCAUGUCCAAUGCUUUCCUAUUUGGUAUACAGUCUGGCUUUACCAUUCGCUCUCGUUUCUUUGUUUGGGAGGUGGGAAGUGUAGACCGUACCGUUCAUAAGGCUCUCGAAACGGCUCAUGCUAAAAUUACUACUACUGAUGAUACUUCUCGUAACGAUCUUGAUACCAAGCUUAAUGUUAGAGUUCCUAUUAUUUGUCAAUAUCCACAUGUUCCGGACGUGGUAUUGAAGUCUUUGCGCUCACACUUGACAAGCAAGUUCAUUGGUCAUUAUGAAGUAUUCAAAGAGUACUUGCCGCGAGUAUGCCUUUUAUAG
Molecule: messenger RNA, 1980 nt
Organism: Candida dubliniensis CD36
Lineage: Eukaryota; Fungi; Ascomycota; Pichiomycetes; Serinales; Debaryomycetaceae
Exons: 1
Coding region: 1-1980 (659 amino acids)
Source: RefSeq, a predicted model, not a curated record